AUGGCGGACUGGAGCCUGUUGGGGAAUUUUCUUGAGGAAGUGCAAGAACAUUCCACCUCUGUGGGAAAGGUAUGGCUGACCAUUCUGUUCAUCUUUCGAAUCCUUGUCCUGGGUACAGCAGCAGAAUCCUCUUGGGGCGAUGAGCAGGAGGACUUUAACUGUGACACUGAACAACCAGGCUGUGAGAACGUGUGCUACGACAGGGCCUUCCCCAUCGCACACAUCCGAUACUGGGUUUUGCAGAUUGUUUUUGUGUCCACACCCAGUCUCAUCUACAUGGGCCAUGCCAUGCACACGGUCCGCAGGGAGGAAAAGAGGCGCAGCAGGCAGGAGCAGGAUCAGGGGUCUGAGGAUGACCCUGGGGGGGGGCAGGACAGCGGGGGCAUACAGGAGGGCAAGUCUGAGAAGGACAGCUCCAAGGACAAGAGAGAGGGCCGGGUGCGUCUGCGCGGGGCUCUGCUGCAGACCUACGUCCUGAGCAUCCUCAUCCGCAGCAUCGUGGAGGUUGUAUUUUUGUGCCUCCAAUACUUCCUUUAUGGUAUCUUUCUAAACCCUCUUUAUGUGUGUAAGGCCUGGCCAUGUCCACAUCCAGUCAACUGUUACGUGUCCAGACCCACAGAGAAGAACGUCUUCAUUGUCUUCAUGCUGGUGGUGUCUGCCGUGUCACUGGCCCUCAGUGUACUUGAGCUGCAGCACCUUGCCUGGAAACACUGCUGCAGGCAACUGUUCAGCGCCAGGAAUAAGACCAAAUCUACAGAGCUGUCUUUGGCCAGACAGCUUUCGCUGUCACCGCCACCACCUUCAACCCCACCCCCUGACUUCAGCCAGUGCAUUAUUGGCUCCACACACUUUUUACCCAUGCCCUUCCCUCAACACCGCUUGGCAAACCAGCAGAACUCUGACAACCUGGCCACAGAGAAAAGUAACAUGGCUACUGCAGGAGAAGAGGAUUUUAUUCACCUCUCCUGCUACAGUCCUGGAUGGAACAAAACAGCCACUCAUCCCAUUGAAGAUCCAAACUGCCAGAGGACUGAACUAAACUGCUACAACCUCCCACCGAGUAAUCAUGAAAGGCAGCCGCUGUUCCCCAACGUAGCUCUGAGUCAGAAAGACAAGAGACGCUUCAGCAGAACCAGUGGAACCAGCAGCCGGAGCAGGGCUGAUGACCUCUCUGUUUAG
Knipowitschia caucasica is the source of this 1179-nucleotide messenger RNA. Lineage: Eukaryota; Metazoa; Chordata; Actinopteri; Gobiiformes; Gobiidae. The record is from the annotation of a GenBank genome assembly.